CUCCAUCCAGGGCCCCACAGCGCGGCGCCUAGGGGAGGCUGUGCCUGGAUCCCGGGACUGGAGGCGUCGGACCCCAGCUCCCCUUCGAGCCCAGCGGGCACGGUCAGGGGCAGCGACGCUGUCUGAGUCCCCUUCCCUAGCAGGGAAAGGAACUUUGAAACUUAGUUCGGACGCCAGAUGGUCGAUGCGUCCCCGGGUCUGUGCGUCGGUCGGGGUCAGGCUGGAGCCGAGCGCGGAUUUUCGUCACUCGGAGCCCGGAUUGAACAGCGCGCGUGGGUCUCCGGGCGGUCGGGACGCAGACGCGCGGGCUCCGCGGCGCUGCGUGUUUGAUGGUGACAGUGCCUACGUGGGGAUGAGUGACGGAAAUCCAGAGCUCCUGUCAACCAGCCAGACCUAUAACAGCCAGGGUGAGAGUAAUGAAGACUAUGAGAUUCCUCCUAUAACACCUCCCAAUCUCCCUGAGCCAUCCCUCCUGCAUCUGGGGGACCACGAAGCCGGCUACCACUCGCUGUGUCACGGCCUUGCGCCCAACGGACUGCUCCCCGCCUACUCGUACCAGGCGAUGGAUCUCCCGGCCAUCAUGGUGUCCAACAUGCUGGCCCAGGAUGGCCACCUGCUGUCAGGCCAGCUGCCCACGAUCCAGGAAAUGGUCCACUCGGAGGUAGCUGCCUAUGACUCAGGCCGGCCAGGGCCCCUGCUGGGCCGCCCGGCGAUGCUGGCCAGCCACAUGAGUGCCCUCAGCCAGUCCCAGCUCAUCUCCCAGAUGGGCAUCCGGAGUAGCAUUGCCCACAGCUCCCCAUCACCCCCGGGGAGCAAGUCAGCGACCCCCUCUCCAUCCAGUUCCACACAGGAGGAGGAAUCAGAUGCCCAUUUCAAGAUCUCUGGAGAGAAGAGACCCUCAGCGGACCCAGGCAAAAAGGCCAAGAAUCCAAAGAAGAAGAAGAAGAAGGACCCCAACGAGCCACAGAAACCGGUGUCGGCCUACGCUCUCUUCUUCAGAGACACUCAGGCUGCCAUCAAGGGGCAGAAUCCCAGUGCCACCUUUGGGGAUGUGUCCAAAAUAGUGGCCUCCAUGUGGGACAGCCUGGGGGAAGAGCAGAAACAGGCGUAUAAGAGGAAGACCGAAGCUGCCAAGAAGGAUUACCUGAAAGCCUUGGCGGCCUACAGAGCUAGCCUGGUGUCCAAGAGCCCCCCAGACCAAGGCGAGGCCAAGAACGCUCAGGCCAACCCACCAGCCAAGAUGCUUCCACCCAAGCAGCCCAUGUACGCCAUGCCCAACCUGGCUUCCUUCCUGACGCCCUCCGACCUGCAGGCCUUCCGCAGCGGAGCCUCUCCUGCCAGCCUUGCCAGGACGCUGGGCUCCAAGGCCCUGCUGCCAGGCCUCAGCACAUCCCCGCCCCCACCUGCCUUCCCCCUCAGCCCCUCACUGCACCAGCAACUGCCACUGCCCCCCCACGCACAGGGCACCCUCCUCAGCCCCCCUCUCAGCAUGUCCCCAGCCCCGCAGCCUCCUGUCCUGCCUGCCCCCAUGGCACUCCAGGUGCAGCUGGCAAUGAGCCCCUCACCUCCAGGGCCACAGGACUUCCCACACAUCUCUGACUUCUCCAGUGGUUCCAGCUCCCGCUCACCUGGCCCAUCCAACCCUUCCAGCAGCGGAGACUGGGAUGGGAGCUACCCCAGUGGGGAGCGCGGCCUCGGCACCUGCAGCCUGCUCCUCAGGGAUAAAUCGCUCUACCUCACCUAAUCCCGCCUCCCCUCCCUCCCUGAGGCUCUCCGGAGGGCACUGCUCCAAACAGGAAGGGCUGACCACAGGAAAGAGGCCAUGGCAGCAGGCAGGGUGACCGGCCAGCGAGAGCAGUGACACACCUAUGCCCCAGGGCUGAGUCUCUCCCUCGACCUCCCACCAGACUCUGCAGAGGCAGCCCACCGCCCACCGCCAGCCCAAAGAACCUGCAGGAACCUUCUGCCCGCUGACCUGCUUGCUCCAGGGUAGCUGUGGAUCCCGCUCCUUGGCCUGCACACAGUCCCCUGCGUCUGGACUUCUGGCCCCAGCCCAAGCUCACCAGGCUGCCCCCUUCGAGGUUGCUUAGCAACAGACACCCACCCCUGAUGCUGGGCCAGCCACAGGUGUGCCCUCUGUGUACACAAAGAUGCUGAAACUCAUGCUGUGGGUUCCGUGUAAGUAGUUCACUGUUUUAGAGCUGUGCUGAAGACAUCUGUAAGAUUAUUUUGUGGGGAGAAAGAAAGUUUCCUUUAAGGUUAAAAAGAAUUUUAUAAGACCUUUGGCACAUUGUUUUGGGUUUUGUUUUUUUUUUUUUUAAGUUUUAUCUUAAGGGAGACAUGUGCACAAGGAACUGUCAAACUGAUUCUAAUCUGCACACGGGAGAGAGAAUGGGAACUUUUAAGCCACACCCAAGGGCAUUCCUCCUCCUCCUCCUCCUCCUCUUCUUCUUUUUCUUCUUCUUUUUCUUCUUCUUCCUCUUCUUCUUCUUCUUCUUCUUCUUCUUCUUCUUCUUCUUCUUCUUCUUCUUCUUCAUCAUCUUCUUCUUCUUUCUCCUCUUCCCCUUCUUCCUCUUCUUCCUCUUCCUCUUUUUCCCUUUCCUCCUCUUCUUUCUCAUUUUUUUUUCCUUUUUUACUGAUAUAUCCCCCUAUUUAAAAUUGCCAGCGACAAUUUUGGUUAUCUAUUUAUGAAGAAAAAUUGAGAACAGCAUUGUGGUUUCUCCUAACUUGUGUGUGUGGUUCCGGGGUUUGGGUUUGGUUUAGGCUUUGGUUCUCGUUGUCCGCAGCUGUCUCCUGGCCCCAGCAAUGUCUGUCCUGGUGCCCCAGUGCUUCGCGCAGACCUCUUUGUAAUAAAACUUCUGAAAAGUGGCAAGCAA
Molecule: messenger RNA, 2876 nt
Organism: Apodemus sylvaticus (European woodmouse)
Lineage: Eukaryota; Metazoa; Chordata; Mammalia; Rodentia; Muridae
Gene: Tox2
Product: TOX high mobility group box family member 2
Exons: 9
Coding region: 185-1744 (519 amino acids)
Biological process (GO): regulation of transcription by RNA polymerase II
Cellular component (GO): nucleus
Molecular function (GO): chromatin DNA binding
Source: RefSeq, a predicted model, not a curated record